This is a messenger RNA of Heterobasidion irregulare TC 32-1, 228 nucleotides long. RefSeq lists its product as uncharacterized. NCBI's taxonomy places the organism in Eukaryota, Fungi, Basidiomycota, Agaricomycetes, Russulales, Bondarzewiaceae. The annotation marks the transcript as partial. The transcript has a single exon. The record is from RefSeq and is a predicted model, not a curated record.
AUGGAUCGCUGCCCUAUGGAAGUCUGGAAACUCAUCUUUGAGUUCGCAUGUACGGACGACGGCACGACGGGGUGCUCGCUCGCCCUCGCUGCCCGCUGGACGAACUUUAUAUCUGCGAGCGUUCGGCUGCAGUCCAUCGGUGUCAAAACCGCCGAACAGCUCCCCCGCGUAGCCGAUAUGCUUGAGUCCUUGCCUCAAGACCGUCGUCACACCCACAUCCUAUCCGUC